This is a messenger RNA of Plutella xylostella (diamondback moth), 747 nucleotides long. RefSeq names its product trypsin. Gene Ontology annotation, molecular function: serine-type endopeptidase activity. Gene Ontology annotation, biological process: proteolysis. The record is from RefSeq and is a predicted model, not a curated record. NCBI's taxonomy places the organism in Eukaryota, Metazoa, Arthropoda, Insecta, Lepidoptera, Plutellidae.
CGCGAGCGUCAACAAAUACCCGAGCAUAGUGCAAAUGGAAGAACGUUAUGGAGGCAAAUGGAAAUUCAAAUGCGGCGCAGUCAUUUUGUCCGAACGCACCGUCAUAACUGCUGCGCACUGUAUGCUGAUAACAUACUCUAACGGCAACUACGACGACGUUAAGCCGCGUAAUAUUCGUAUCCGCGCAGGAUCCAGCAAAUAUGAAAAGGGUGGCCAUAUUGUCGACGUAAGAAAUUACCAGAGCCAUCCCAACUUUGAUGAAGCAAAUUUUAAUGCUGAUAUCGCUUUGCUGACGCUAAGGACGCGACUGCCGAUGUCUAAUGUUACAAAGCCUGCUUUUAUCGUUCCAUCUGGUUUGGAAUUGCCCAACAACCAUGCGGUUCAGGUUGCUGGUUGGGGUCGCACGGACUCCAGUAACCAUUCUGAAGAUCUGCAAGAAGUGACCGUAUACACAGUAAAGCACGACGAAUGCAGCCGUCUUCACGGUGGUCGAAUCACCGAGAACAUGAUUUGUGCCCACGAUGGUCCACCAUACAGACGCGGACAGAAAAACGCCUGCUAUAAAGGAGACUCGGGAGGGCCACUCUACAUGCAUGGCAUGCUUGUUGGAAUAGUCUCGUCGGGAUCUAAAAAUUGUACCGAGCAGCCAGCGGUCUACACUAAGGUGUCUGCCUUCACCAAUUGGAUUAAUACCAAUGCUGUCUGAAAUUCUCGUGAAUACACGGUUCUUUCGGGUGAAAUUGUUUU